ACCGACUUCCGGUAUCCUGAGACUUACGCAAACGCGCGCAGCCUGUUAGCUGCCGGGAGGUGAUCAUGGGAGAGGUCUCGGAGAGGACCCUGCAGGUGGCCGUGGUGGUCUCUUUUGCCGUGGGCUUCCUGACGGGCUGGCAGGCCAACAGGAUGAGGAGGAAGUUCCUGGACUGGAGGAAGAAGCGGCUGCAGGACAAGCUGGCGGAGACGCAGAAGAAGCUGGACUUGGCUUGAACGGUUGGCCGUCUGCUCCGUGAAGCUGGUUCAUCUCGUUUGUCCUUCUUCGUGUUUGGUCUCACCACACCUUCCAAAACAAGUCUGAUCCUGAGACGCGCCUGGCUUCCCCUGAAGUAACCUCUACAGAAAGAAAGAAAGAACGAAAGAAAGGAAGAGACGUCUUUUGUGGACAUGUACAAGUUGGACAUUUGUCUUUGUAACACUUGGACUUUUUCAUAUAUGAGCAAAUAAAUUAUUCUAUUUUUUUUCCCUUUGUUGUUGUUUGAAGGACAUUAUUUGACAUGAGGUUAAACACAAUAAUGUUGACUAAUACAGCAAAAAGGAUAUCCUGCUUUAUCUCAUUUACUGUACGGUGUAGUUAAUACGGAUUGAACAAAUUUAUAUACACACA
Fundulus heteroclitus (mummichog) is the source of this 630-nucleotide messenger RNA. RefSeq names its product mitoregulin-like. NCBI's taxonomy places the organism in Eukaryota, Metazoa, Chordata, Actinopteri, Cyprinodontiformes, Fundulidae. The coding region runs from base 66 to 236 and encodes 56 amino acids. Gene Ontology annotation, cellular component: mitochondrial inner membrane. The record is from RefSeq and is a predicted model, not a curated record. Gene Ontology annotation, biological process: positive regulation of mitochondrial membrane potential. The transcript has 2 exons.